Engraulis encrasicolus (European anchovy) is the source of this 1292-nucleotide messenger RNA. RefSeq lists its product as uncharacterized. The record is from RefSeq and is a predicted model, not a curated record. Bases 310 to 1254 code for a protein of 314 amino acids. The transcript is spliced from 2 exons. Lineage: Eukaryota; Metazoa; Chordata; Actinopteri; Clupeiformes; Engraulidae.
AAAAGCCUGUCGGUGGGUUCUUUGAUCUGGAACUCCACAAGCAUGUGUCAAGAGUGUGUGUUUGGAUGAGGUUCCUGAGCCUCAGGUCUGCACGGCUCUGUGUAUCUGUGUGUGUGUGUCUGCGUGUGUGAGGGAGUUGUGAGUGAGUGUGUGUGUGCGUGUCUCUGUGUUUUUCGUUUGAGUUGCAAGGAUAUGUGUGUAGGCGUGUGAUUGUGAGUUGUGAGUGACUGUGUGUGUGUGUGUGUGUGUGUCCGUGUGUGUGCAUGUGUGUUGUGUGUGUGAUCCACAACAUCAGCAUCGUGGAUCGCCAUGGAGAUGUCUCAGGGCACGUACACGUUCCUGGUGUGCUUCGCCGGCUUCUGGCUGGUGUGGGGCCUCAUCGUCAUCGUCUGCUGCUUCUGCAGCUCGGUGCAGCGCCGCAUGAAGCGCGAGCGGCAGGAGCAGCUGCGCGAGCAGUGCCUGCGCCCCCUGGAGAUGGAGGCCCUGGACUUCCCCUCCUCCGCGCCUCCUCCUCCUCUUCCUCCACCUCCGCCCUUCAGCAGCACGGGACGCUCCUCCUCGCUGCAGUUCAUGUCAUUGGACAGCGACCCAUGUGGGCAGCCACCGUGCUACGAGGAGGCGGUCCUGAUGGAAGACCCGCCUCCCCCAUACAACGAGGUCCUGGCCGAGCCCCCUCCCCCUUGCGACCCCCCUGACCCCCGCGACCCCUUGCCCCUGCGGCCCACUCGGGACAGCAGCAGCAGCAGCAGUAGCAUUGGUGGCGGCGGUGGCACCGGCACCAUCGGUGGCAGUGGCAGUGGCAGUGUGGGGACCCUAAAGAUGCCACCGCACAUCCCCCGCGUCCCACAGGAGCCUGACAUCAGCAAGAGCAACCCCGAGGUCCUGGGCCUGAACAUGGGCAUGGGGAUGGGCAUGGGCCUGCUGCCUCUCUCCCUCCCGGGCCAGGGCUGCUCCACGCUCAUCCGCCUGCCCCCGGCCUCCUCCUCCUCCUCCACCACCACCAACUCCUGCUCCUCGUCCUCCCACUCGCGGCGGGGCUGGGACUCCCUGGGCCGCUUGCCCACGCUGGGGCUAGAGCGCCGAGCCUUCCCCCUGGAGCCCCAGGUGUCUUUCAUUGCCACCAUGCCCCGGGACGGCCGGACGCACGCCCGCGCAGGGGGCCCUGGGCUGGGGCUGCAACUGCUCAGGGAGCUGGAGGAAGACUGUGGGCUGCCCACCGCCUACCCUUUACUGGGACGGAGCACGGCGGUCUGAAAGGUGCACGGGCGAUGGGGUGUUUGGGAGCUCGGUAA